Messenger RNA from Coccidioides posadasii C735 delta SOWgp, 1066 nucleotides. RefSeq lists its product as uncharacterized. The record is from RefSeq and is a predicted model, not a curated record. Lineage: Eukaryota; Fungi; Ascomycota; Eurotiomycetes; Onygenales; Onygenaceae.
UUUGAAAAGUCGUUCUAAGUUUCAAGCAUCAUCGAAAUGGCGUCCCCCGUGACUGUUUUGGAGAACCCAAUUCCAAAGAGUGGUCAACACCUUUUGUUCUUCCUUACCAGCAAACAGCAGCUGGCAUUGGAACAGCGUCCCAUUGAAAGUUCUUUAGGCUAUUCAGCUUAUGUUGAUCAUGGAGUGUCUCAAGGUGUCAUUGUCAACCCCUCUAGUAUUGCAGCUGCGAUGCGUUCUAGCUUGAUUACUGUGUACGGUAUCACCAAGCCAGGCACCGACAAGCAGUACAUUUCUGUUAUAAGCCCCACCUACAAUCUCAUCGCCAACCGCCAGAACCAGCCAAUAGAGACCACGCAGAAGGCACUGGCCGCGUGUUCUGACAAUGACCGUAACAAUUGGGUCUACUACCUGAAUCUGCCACAAGGAACAGCUCAGUAUGCGAUUUACGAAUUGAAUAUCCAGGAUUCGACUUCUGCUCCCACGGUGUAUAGCGGUCCGACUCCGAGUGGGAACUCAAACCUUGCGGCAGUGUACUUUUCCCCGAACAAAGACAGAUUCAUCAUAUUCUCGAACACUGACACACGCCAUUACCUAUACUGGGUUAAUUCCACCCUUCAGAGUGCAAACCGAAUUGCGGGCACUGGUAGCGUUAUGAGUGCCAGCCCACUGGCCGCGACUACAAUAACGAACGUGCAGACGAGGUCUAUGACUAUCUUUUUGUACUACAUGGACGUCAACACCCUCCUUAACCGAAUUGUCGGAAAGGUCACAGACAACGAAAUUCAUUGGUAUGCAAACCAGGUCGUUGAAGGCGCUCCCCCGAUGAAGGUGGACACGCUAUUGACGGGCGUGGUUGUUGAGGAAAAAUGGAACUGCUUGUAUUACAUCCCAGAUGGAGACACGGAGUUCAGGGCGUUUAACGAUACCAUCCGUGACAGCUUUUUUGAUGAGCCGAGAGAGGGAUAGGCUCUCAGCGCACGCUCAACGCUCCUCCUUCAGGAUGUUUUGAUGUGAUGUCAAUUCAAUUCGUUAACUUAGUUGUUAGUCACUCUUUUAGUCGAGCUGA